GCAAUUGCAGAACUAUCUAUAACAUGUGUACACAGAAGCCUCCUCAUGAUUAUUCACAGCAGCUUUAUGACAAGUAUCGGGAAGAUUUUGAGGAGUAUAUUAAUUCAACGGUGUUGCCAUCUUUAAGGGAGAAGCAUGAUGAGUUCAUGUUAAGAGAGCUUGUUAAAAGAUGGGCAAAUCAUAAAGUCAUGGUCAGGUGGUUAUCAAGGUUCUUCCAUUAUCUUGACAGGUACUUUAUUGCUCGGAGGUCACUUCCUGCACUCAAUGAAGUAGGACUGACAUGCUUCCGUAACCAGGUAUACAAUGAUGUAAAAGAUGAAGUCAGAGAUGCUGUAAUUAAGCUUAUUGAUAAAGAACGUGAGGGAGAGCAGGUAGACAGGGCACUGUUGAAGAAUGUGUUGGAUAUUUUUGUUGACAUUGGCAUGGGGAAGAUGGAACAAUAUGAAAAAGACUUUGAAUCAUCCUUUCUCAAGGAUACUGGUGGUUACUAUUCACGCAAGGCAUCAAUCUGGAUUUUGGAGGAUUCUUGUCCAGAUUACAUGUUAAAGUGUGAAGAAUGCUUGAAGAAGGAAAGGGAAAGGGUGUCCCAUUACCUGCAUUUAAGCAGUGAACCAAAGUUGGUGGAGAAAGUGCAACAAGAGUUGCUGGUGGUCUUUGCUGGUCAACUACUUGAAAAAGAGCAUUCUGGAUGUAAGGCAUUGCUCAGAGAUGAUAAGGUGGAUGAUCUUUCUAGGAUGAAGAAACUUGCUCGGCGUCUACUUUUUGACCGUAGUGCUAAUGAUGAGCAUGAAAGGAGUAUUCUGACAAAGCUGAAGCAGCAGUGUGGUGGACAGUUCACUUCCAAGAUGGAGGGCAUGGUCACUGAUUUGACACUGGCAAGGGAAAAUCAGACCAGUUUUGAGGACUAUCUAAGCACAAACCCAGCUGCACAUCCUGGGAUAGAUUUAACUGUUACUGUUCUUACCACUGGAUUCUGGCCAAGUUAUAAAUCCUUUGAUCUCAAUCUCCCUGCAGAGAUGGUCAAAUGUGUGGAAGUUUUCAAAGGAUUUUAUGAAACAAAAACAAAACACAGAAAGCUUACAUGGAUUUACUCACUGGGAACUUGCCACAUUAAUGGGAAGUUUGAGCAGAAGACCAUUGAACUGAUUGUAUCUACCUAUCAGGCAGCUGUCCUGCUACUUUUCAACUCUUCCAACCGCUUAAGCUACUCAGAGAUCAUGGCUCAGUUGAAUUUGACCCAUGAGGACUUGGUCAGAUUGCUCCAUUCACUUUCUUGUGCCAAGUAUAAGAUUCUAACCAAAGAGCCAAACACUAGAACUAUCUCGCAAACUGACUCUUUUGAGUUCAACUUCAAGUUCACAGACAGGAUGAGGAGGAUCAAGAUUCCUCUGCUGCCGGUGGAUGAAAGGAAGAAAGUAGUUGAAGAUGUUGACAAAGAUCGGCGUUAUGCCAUUGAUGCUGCAAUUGUGCGCAUAAUGAAGAGCAGGAAGGUGUUGGGCCACCAACAAUUAGUCUCAGAGUGCGUUGAGCAGCUGAGCCGCAUGUUCAAGCCAAACACUAGAACUAUCUCACAAACUGACUCUUUUGAGUUCAACUCCAAGUUCACAGACAGGAUGAGGAGGAUCAAGAUUCCUCUGCCGCCGGUGGAUGAAAGGAAGAAAGUUGUUGAAGAUGUUGACAAAGAUCGGCGUUAUGCCAUUGAUGCUGCAAUUGUGCGCAUAAUGAAGAGCAGGAAGGUGUUGGCCCACCAACAAUUAGUCUCAGAGUGCGUUGAGCAGCUGAGCCGCAUGUUCAAGGUUAUUUUUGCUAUAAACUUCCUAUUAUUAAUUACAUCUGAUGGAACUUGCAGCCUGAUAUUAAAGCAAUUAAGAAGCGGAUGGAAGAUCUCAUCACUCGAGACUAUCUAGAAAGAGAUAAGG
This is a messenger RNA of Rubroshorea leprosula, 1919 nucleotides long. The record is from the annotation of a GenBank genome assembly. NCBI's taxonomy places the organism in Eukaryota, Viridiplantae, Streptophyta, Magnoliopsida, Malvales, Dipterocarpaceae.